Molecule: messenger RNA, 2919 nt
Organism: Auanema sp. JU1783
Lineage: Eukaryota; Metazoa; Nematoda; Chromadorea; Rhabditida; Rhabditidae
Source: the annotation of a GenBank genome assembly
AUGUUGAAACGCCUGGAAGUUGCUCGUUUAGUUUCUUAUAGAUGGUCAAGCAAUGAAGCUCAGAGGUCGUUCGACGUCGAUUUAGUUAGUUUGAACUAUGCCAAAAGAACGGAAUGGGCUGCUGCAAACUUUGGAAAUUCUGGUGAACCAUAUCGCAUGGUCCUACCGCCUCCUAAUGUAACAGGAAAACUUCAUAUUGGACAUGCUCUAACUGUUGCUGUAGAAGAUUCUAUUUGUCGUCAUCAACGAAUUCAAGGAAAAACUGCAGUAUGGACUCCCGGCUUCGAUCACGCCGGCAUAGCUACUCAAUCAGUGUUCGCCAAGGAUCUGUGGAAAAGAGAGAGAAAGCUCCUAAGCGAUUUAUCAAGGGAAGAGUUUCUCGCGAAGUGCUCGGAUUUUUCCAUGAAAAACGCUGAUGUAAUAUCUACGCAGUUAAAGCGAAUGGGUGCUACUUUGGAUUGGGAUAAUUCUUAUUAUACCAUGAAUGAGAAGUUUUCAUCGGCCGUCACCAAAGCUUUUAUGAUUCUGUACAACGAGAAAUUGAUCAAACGAGAUAAACGCAUUGUUCAGUGGUGUCCGAUGCUCCAAAGCUCUUUAUCAGACCAAGAGGUUGAAAGAGUCGAUAUCAAUGCUGAUCAAUCUUUAACAGUCAAGGCUUCUGAUGGAACGACGAGAGUUGUUGAAGUUGGAGUUAUGCAUAAAAUCAAAUAUCCAUUAGCUGACUCGCUUGACACUUUUCUUGAAGUGGGAACUACUCGUCCCGAAACAAUUUUUGCCGAUGUUGCUCUCGCUGUUCAUCCUAGAGACAAUAGAUAUUCUAAGUUUAUAGGUAAAUUGGUGAAGCAUCCUAUUUUGAGCGACCGAGUUCUUCCUGUCAUAUCAGAUGAAAGUGUGAAGCCUGAGAAAGGAACAGGAGUCGUAAAGAUCACUCCAUAUCAUGACGCUCUGGAUUAUGAAAUAGCAUCCAGGCAUUGGAAAGAAAUUUUACAAGUUGAUCCAUCCAGUUCAAAUCGUCACUGUGUUAAUGAUAAUGGAAAGCUGAUCAAUGUUCCUUCUGAUUAUCAUGAUCUGGAUAGAUUCGAUGCAAGAAAGAAAAUUGUUCAAAACUUAUCAUCUAUUUCGCUCUACGGUGGAGUGAUCAAGCAUGAUUCAGCUCAAGUGAGCAUCUGUUCACGCACUGGAGAUAUCAUUGAACCUAGGCUAACGGAGCAAUGGUUCCUUGAUACACGAGAUAUGCAUAAUGAACUCGAAUCAGAUUUAAGACGAGGCUUGAUCAAAGUAACACCAGGAUUUCAUGAACAACGUCUGAUGGAUUGGCUAAGCAAUGUGGAGCCGUGGUGUUUGAGUCGUCAAAUACUGUGGGGUCAUCGUAUUCCAGCGUUCACCUCAAAUGGAAGUAAUUGGACAGUAGCAGAAAACAUAGAGAAAGCUAAGCAAAUUUUGAAUAGCGAUGAUGUGAGACAGGAUUCGGAUGUACUAGAUACUUGGUUCAGCUCUUCGUUGGUUCCUCUUGUAACCACUGGAUGGAUGGAAGGCCAAACAUAUAAUAAUGUGCCUCUCCAUAUAAUGGAAACUGGAUGGGAUAUUCUGGGAUUCUGGGUUGUUAGAAUGCUCAUUCUCACCAAAAAACUUACAAACCAAAACGCUUUUCCACAAGUUGUACUUCAUGGACUGAUUAGGGAUUCAAAUGGACGAAAAAUGAGCAAAUCACUAGGUAAUGUGAUUGAUCCCUUGGAUGUCCUGGACGGCAUCACUAAAGAAGAAAUGAUUCUAAGACUCAAAAGCAGUUCUUUAUUAGAGAAAGAAAUAGAAACUGGAAUAUCAGAAAUAGAACGUAAACAUCCAGAAGGUAUCCCUAAGUAUGGAGCGGAUGCUCUUCGAUUUGCUUUAUUCAAACACGAUGUCCUGUCAAUGGAUAUUCCUAUCAACAUUAGUGAGACAGCUGGAGAGGGUUAUCGCUUUUGUAAUAAGUUGUGGAACCUAAUUCAAUAUGCAGAGUCUGUUAACGAGAAAUGUAAAUCGUCGAGAGAAUACGAUUCGGAUCAUCCAGCUGACCUUUGGAUUUUGUCUCGAUUAGCAUCGACUCUGUCGGAAACGGAUGACCACAUGUCAAACUUCUCACCUCAUUCAGCAUUUAAUACGCUUUACAGGUUUAUCUUGACAAAUAUAUGUGAUGUUUAUCUGGAGUCAACCAAAAAAGAUAUUUGGAGUGAUAACACACUAAGACAUGAAGAGAUCCGUACGACAUUAACGCGAGUUCUUCAACCUACAUUGGUUCAACUAUCUGUAUUCCUACCAUUUGUGUCUGAACAUUUGUAUGAAAGAUUAUUUAACCGCGAAAAGGGCUCGAUAUACUUCGACUUUGUGAAAGCUUCAUAUUUCCAACUACAUAGAGAUGAUGAUUUAGAAAAUCAGAUGAACCUGGCUCUCUCUGUAGUCUCCUCCGCUCGCUCUGUAAGACAACAACUUAAUCUGCCCAAUAAGCUGGUGUUUGACGCGAUUCUUUUCACCGGCAGACGAGAUAUGAACAUGAUGAAGAAUGUUAUAUCUGAUCUAGGAAAUGUAAACAUUGUAAAAAUUUGUGACAAAGACAAUGCAAUACCACAAGGAUAUAUGCCUUCAUGUCUUGCAGGCUUUGAUGAUCGCAUAGCUCUCCGAAUAGAAAAAGAACACGAAUCUGAAUUUAUGGCUCGAUUAACACGAGUUUUGGAAAAAGCCGAGGAGAGAAAGAAAUCGUUUGAGUCUAAAAGUCGCAAGUACGAGGAGAUUGUGCUGAGAGAUGAAAAGGAGGGAAAAGUCAAGCAGAAUGUUAUAGAGAAAUCUCGCAGAAAAGCAUCUCAGGCUAAGAAUGCUGCUUCCUCGGCAGCCACUGAAGCAGAAAAGAUAAGGGCUCUACUCGAAGAUCUGAAACAUAGCUAG